AUGGCCGCGCUGGCCACAGCCCAGGUGACCUCGGAGGACCAGGAAGUGCCGGAGCACAAACCCGUGUCUCUGCGCUGCGCCGCGUUCCGCUCCGGCUCCGGCAGCGCCCGGAUCGAGUGGAAGUUCCAGAGGGGCUCGAGCCUGGUGCUGAUCUACUACGGGGGGGAGCUCACAGAGCCGUACCGGGACCGUGUCCAGUUCUCGCCCACGUCCAUCCGGUUCCAGUCGGUGACGCGGGAGGACAGCGGCAAAUACAUCUGCGAGGUGGUGGCCGAUGGCAGCCACAUCGCCAAGUCCGAGGUCAACCUCAUCGUGCAAGUGCCCCCGGGGAAGCCGCUGGCACACGUGCCCAGCUCGGCCACGGUGGGGGCGCGGGCGGUGCUGCGCUGCUCGGAGGCGCAGGGCUCGCCCCCGCCCACCUUCCGCUGGUACAAGGAUGGCACCGAGCUGCCCGCGGACCCCCGGGCCAGCCCCGCCUUCCGCAACUCCUCCUACAGCCUGGACCCCCGCUCCGGGGAGCUGGUCUUUGAUCCCGUGGGGGGGUGGGACACGGGCGAUUAUCACUGUGAGGCCUCCAACAACGUGGGCAGCCCCCAGAAAUCCGACGUGUUCCGCAUGGAAGCCAGCGAGGUGAACGUGGGCGGUGUCGUGGCCGCCGUGGUGCUGCUGCUCCUGGUGCUGGCGCUCGCCGCCUUCGGCCUCUGGUUCGCCCACCGGCGCGGCUACUGCGGCAAAAAAACAGAUGCCGGCGGCAAGAAGGUGAUCUACAGCCAGCCCUCGCGGCGCAGCGAGGGCGAGUUCAAGCAAACCUCCUCCUUCCUGGUGUGA
This is a messenger RNA of Taeniopygia guttata (zebra finch), 828 nucleotides long. The record is from RefSeq and is a predicted model, not a curated record. Lineage: Eukaryota; Metazoa; Chordata; Aves; Passeriformes; Estrildidae.